Molecule: messenger RNA, 2882 nt
Organism: Trematomus bernacchii (emerald rockcod)
Lineage: Eukaryota; Metazoa; Chordata; Actinopteri; Perciformes; Nototheniidae
Gene: map7a
Product: microtubule-associated protein 7a
Exons: 15
Coding region: 117-2051 (644 amino acids)
Biological process (GO): microtubule cytoskeleton organization
Cellular component (GO): microtubule cytoskeleton
Source: RefSeq, a predicted model, not a curated record
GCAGCCUUCUGCACAGAAAACUGGAGGAGCGAAGACCCGAAGGCAUCUUGAAAUAGAAAUUCAUAAGAGGAGGAGGAGGUGAGGAAGGAGGGGGUAUUUAGAGGGAGAGCAGUGGUAUGCCAGGCUCAAAAGCUAGCAUGGCUGUGCAGAAGAAACACAUCCCUCCAUCACAAGGACCGCUUUCUACACGAACCAUCGAGAGCCAGAGGAAGAGGAAUGCAUCAGAAAAAGCAGGAGACAAUGCUGGUUAUCUCAAGCCAAAUUCACAGGCAAAGAAAACAGCCUGCUCCGUCAACAAUGCUGCGAAAAUCUGCAACACAGCAUCUCCACGACCCAACGCAGUUUCCAAUGGACUGAAUGUUGACGAGCGUCUGAAAGCGGCACGGGAGAGACGAGAGGAGCACCAGAGGUUACUGGCCUCUCGGGAGAAUGGCCGGAUGGAGCGUGAGCAGCGAGCCCGACGUUAUUACGAGCUGCAGAUUCAGGAGCGCAGGAAGAAACUGCUGGACCAGAGGCUGAAGGAGGAGAGGAAACGAACCGCAGUCGAGGAGAAACGCAAGCAGAGGCUGAAGGAGGACAAAGAGCGAUAUGAAUCUGCAGUGCGGAGGACAGUGGAGAAGAGCCAAAGGGCCCAGCAGAGCCAAAACUCAAGAGGAAGAAAGCUCACCAAGAACCUUCCACGUCGCUUGCCUCUGACACCAUGGGAGAAGAACCUGGUCAUUCGCCUGCUAACGCCCACAUGCUCUUAUCUGGCCCGGAGCAAGAGUGCUGGGUGUCAGUCAGGAGAAGAAGUUGUCCAUAUUUGUCGCCGUGCAGUUUCAUUCCACUCCAUGAAUUCAACCACCAACUCCACCCCUCACAAACCCCAGCAGCUCCACCACAGGAACUCCCCCAGCCCCAACUACAGCCAGCACAGAAGCAGCAAUCUGGCAGAGAUCGAAGCAUCAAGCCAGAAAGACACAAAAAAGAAGAACUCAAAUACUAAAUCACCUGCCGUCAGCACCAGUGUAAAACCUGCCAAAGAUACACUAAGCAGAACGACUUCUCCCUCACCUGAACGGUCCUCCCGAAGGUCGAUGAGCCGUCACUCCCCCCCGCUGCAGCUGGAGCUCCCGUCUGUUCCCGAGGAAGACAUUUCGGUUUCUGACAGCGUUUCUGACAGCGUUUCUGUUCUCUCGCCCGGGAACUCACGGCCCGUCAGGAAAACAUCUGAAGGGCAAACGAGAGGGGAAAAUCCUCCAGAGGCUCCACGUCUGAACCUGCCCGACAAAGAGACAACGAGACAAAGAAGUCCUCCUCAAAAGCCUCUCCCUGCAGAUCCUCAGCCUCCUGAAGUCACGUGUCGACCCUCAGCCGGGACCACAGACGCCGGCCAGGCCUCUCGUCUGCUGGCUGAGAGGAGGAGAGAGGCGAGGCAACAACGAGAGAGAGAGGAGCGACAACAACGAGAGAGUGAGGAGCAGGAGCGCCUGCAGAGGGAGGAGGCCGAGAGGCGGAGUCGUGAGGAUCUGGAUCUCAGGAGGGCGGAGCAGCGAGAGCGACAGCAGGCCGAGGAUCAUCGUCUCGUGGAGGAGAAGAAGAGGCGGGAGGAAGAGGAGCAGAAACGAGCCGAGGAAGAAAGAGCUCAGGCCAUGAAGGAGGCCGUGCUGCUGCAGAGACAGAGAGAAGAGGAACAAGCCAAAGAAAGGGCAAAAGCAGAGCAGUUGAAACAAGAGCGGGAAAUCAUCGCUCUGAAAGAGGAGGCAGCGCGGACAGUGAGGAAAAAGAGACUUGAGGAGAUCAUGCGGAGAACCAGAAGGAGUGACUCUCCAGAUACAAAAUCUGUUCCUGCGAGGAUUCUGCCAGAUGAAGCCCAACCAAAGGAGAACACAGAGCCGGUUCUCCGUGGUUCUAUCGAGGCGGCUGUGAAGCUGCCGGUGGGAACCAAGAGCUCCGGCCUGAACAACGAGGAGGACGUGGUUCCUGUGGUCGCCUUCAAAGAACGACGCUCCCUCCGGACCCUCAGCGGCCUCGAGGAGAUCCAGACCCACCAACGAGCAGAGGUCAUCUGAGCAGCUGCACAGACGUUCACACACUUUAUUGGAGAGCUGUGUUUUCUCCGUGAGUUCCUGCAGCUAGGCCAUGUUUCUGCACACUGAAAUGUAAGCGUGAGCAUGCAAGAUUCCAGCCUCGCCUCUCACUGAGACGUCAGCAUCACUUUUUCUCUGUGUGUGUAACCAGUGGCACAAAUACUGGGCAAGUUAUUUACUGCUUCCUUUCAGUACAGAACAUAUACAGUAAUAACCACUAUCCAAAAACCAGUACAGUAGAUGUAGACAGUGGAGAUGAUGGAGAGUGUGUGAAGUAAUAGGAAUAGCUCUUCUUACAAUCAUGUUAGCCAUAUGCUUUUUGCUUAUUCCUGAUGUGUCUAAGUACUUUUCCUUCCUCAGUUUGCCACUUUUAGAUUAGCGCUAUGAAGUUAGCACACAAGAGUUCAAUUGUACCUGUGUAAAUUCCUCUCCUACCUGUUGAUUUUGUGACGUAUAGCAAUCACAUAUUUCAAAGCUGCUAAGGAACUUAGUUUCCAAAGACUUUGCUUCAGUUUUAGUGAGUGUUGUUUAAGAGAAUUCGAUGCACAGAGACUUUAUUGCACUCACAGUCUUCUCUGUUUGAUAUUGCGCGCAAUCGCUUUACAAAGCAACGUUAGGAGGCGUAGAGUUUAAGUGAGUUUAUUAUAAGAAAAGCAUAUAUAAAAAACAAAUGUAUCCAAUCCUAAAUAUCCGAUUGCUUGUAACUAUCACGUGUUAAGAGUUGAUACUAUGCCGCUUCUCUGCCUUGUUUUUCACUUAAUUUGUUGUUGACUGUAAGCAUAAAAACUAAUAAAUAAACACUUUAAAACAUGA